AAUUUUUUUCAAUUAAUUUAAUAUUUAUUUAUUUUGCUAAUUAGUUUUAUAUAUUCAUUUACUUUUUACUUUUACUUUUUUUACUCCUUAUUAUAAAACGGUGACAUUUAAACACAGGAAGGGAACAAACUAUCAGUAAUUGACAUGGAGAAUAAGAUCUGAAUAAGAUGUUGAAUUGUGCAAAUGUAAACGUGAUGUUCUUCUAUGUAACUUUGUUAAUUCUGCCCAAUGAAACAAAUAAACCAUUUGCAUAAAUUCCAAUCUGACCCUGUCUCCUCUGGAAUCGCCACUUUCAUCCCCUGCUGCCAUGCCAUGCCGGGUGACCUAUGUAAAUGAAUGUAAAUUCAAUUUUACUGCAUCUCUCCCCCUCUGAGGCUCAACUUUUCUUUUUUUUUUUUUUAUACUCCGCCUUCCUGUGAAAUGAUCUUUUCUGUUUGUCACAUGUCAUUCUCUCUUCCACGCCCCUUUUAAUUGGAACCCUUUCUAAAAAACACACACAUACCGUAAUUAGCAUUUAAAUCUCUCAGUCGCUCUCCCUCACUUGCUCACUCUCUCGUGGACUAGACAUGUCUCGGUCGCUAAGGCAACCAAUGCUUUUUUUUUUCUCCUCCUCCCUUGCUCUCCCCCCUCUUUUUCCUCUCUCACUGUCUCAUUCCCUCUCUCCACUUGCCAGAGGUAGGCAUGAAAACUGAUAUGUGUCGGACUGUGUGUGUGUGCGCGUGUGUUUGAGUGACAUUUUGGUUGGCAUUUAUGCAGCAGCUGUAGAUAAGAAGUUACUACUACCCGCUCAAAGUGUCAUUUGGACUCGUAUUGGACUAAUGAUGAUUUAUGUGAUGGUGUGUGAGGACCGGACCGGACCGGACCGGGUGAUGAAUGUGUACUUUUAGUGUGUUGAGGUGUUAGAAGUGGUGCAUAAUUGAGCGUUAAACUUCAAUAGCCCAGGGGAGCAUGUAUAUUUAGAGGAGAUUAGAGAGCUGGAAUUGUGCCGCUACUAUCGUUGUUCGCAUCCUUCUGAUCUGGCAAGCCGGACCCUCCCCCUUUGUUUUCCUCCCUCUCUUGCCCCUCGGUCUUAUCUUCCAGAGAUGAUCGGCGUGGUGGUGUCUCAGUGAACAGAGCGAAGCGAUGGAGAGAUGCUUCAUCUCUCCUGUCGCACGACUGACUGCCCUCGUCCUGGUCGCCCUGGUGACGCAGCCCUCCACCUGUAACCGUGACGACGGCGAGGGUGAGGAGCGGGUGGACGCCCUCUCGGUCCAGCUGUCCGUCACCACUCAAGUGACGCCGACCCCUCUCUGGGCGGUGGUGUGGGGCCCCACGCAGCCUCUGGAGGAUGAGACGUACCACUUCCUCUCCAGCCAGGAAACGGAGCACCUGCGUCAGCAAGGGAACCAGCGGGAGGCCAGCUCUGCUGCCGCCACCUCCGAGGACUGGCGCUAUCCUGAUGCCAGCACGCAUCCUCAGGAGGAGUCCUGGAGUCAAGAGGGUGCAGAGGACGGGGGGAUGCAAGCGGAGGGGACAGAGCUGGAGGAAGAAGUGGACCCUCAGUUCUAUGUCACUGUGACCAUCUCCUCGCUGCUCAUCCUGACUGCAAUCAUCAUUACCGCCAAACUCUGGAUCCCGGUGGUGAACCUCUGAGGUGGCUCUUUUUCCAUAUGGUGAAUAUUUCUACGAUUGGAGCGUCAACAUUUUUGUUUUGCCUGCAGCACCAUUUUUAUUUUCUCCGAAACUGUGAAAUGCAUUCAGGGACCAGAGCGCACACUGCUCGGCUACCCUGAGGUCUUUAAAAGAAAAAAAAAAAAACAACCCAAACUCAUCUCGCCGCUUCUCUCCUUCCUUCCUUGUGUUCUAAAUUUCGUCCGUGUGGCUCUCUGCGUCACUGUUACGGCCCCCCGAGCCGUGACAAGCAACUCCACUGCUUGGACCCGCCAUGACUAAUUCACAAACAAACAGUUUAACAGCCGUGCAGCAUCCCAUUUGAGGACCCAAUCUCGCUACCUGUGCUUCCACAUCACUGCUUCCAGUCACACUACUCUGAAACCCAAGAAAAUGACGCCCAAAUUCAUGUUUUGUUGUUUUUUUUUAGGUAAAAAGCCAACAUCAAGCAUCGGCAUCUCCCAAGCAGGACUUUCAUAAAGCUGUUUAGCGGGGCUGCCGCCAACAGGCAAUGUGUUUAACAUGUCACGCUCCAAAUAUGCUCCUUGCUUCAAGCAUGCUGGAUAAAAAUGCAAAUUACGUGUGUGUAUUUUUCCCUCCAGUUUUUCCUCAUGAUUUGUUUCCUUAAUUAUCUGGCAUUCACCUCAUAGCGAGCACCCUUUGUUCACACCGAGGUGUGCGCCCAGCGUUUAUUUCACCGUGCAGAUAAAAUAUUCAAGACGUGAAUAGAUCGUGGUGGAAUUUUUGCCAAGAAGCAACGAAUCCCAAAGGGUUUUUUUUCUUCCUCCUUUUUUUUCUUGUUGACAGUCAAGACAUUCUUGAAAACAAAACCCGCCAUCAUCUGCCUUCGCAUCUAAUCACUGUAUGUCGUCUGUCACCAUGGCACCAAAGGAACUUUUGAAGGAACGUUCAUGUUGUGUCUGUGAGAUUGGCUUCAAAUCUAUUACUCAUAAAUCUAGUCUAUUUUAUCUAUCAGCUCCUAAUGUCUUGUAGAACCUUGCAAAGCCAAAUGUCCAAAGUUUUUGUUUUCUCUGCAACUUUUUCAAAGCAGCUUUAGAGAUGACGGUGAUGGACAAAAGUCUUGAGACGGCGGCCCUGAGUUAAUCAAUCAGAUGACAUUUUGGACGUUUUUGUACUUCCAGCUUUGUGGAAACAGUUUGGAGAAGGCACCUUGUCUGUUCCCAAUGCACAACGUCCGAAAACCUUUGGGAUGAACUAGAACUGAGAUUGUGUGCUAGCCAGGCCCAGCAUUAGCAACUAGGGGUGUCACAAGAUCUCAUGUCACAAGAUUUCUCAUGGGCACUAGUCCUGGGACAAUAAUAAAUAAAUUAACCACACAAUAGGUGAAAAUGAAUUUGACAAUUUUGCCGGCCUCAAUACAUUGCCAUGUGCAUGCGUGUCUCUUUUCCUCUUCCCGGCAGGAAUAGGGUUCACUUUGUGCAUUGGUUUCAACCACUGUGUUCCAUAGAACAACAGCAUGAACGGAGUGAGCCCUUUUGUCAGUCAUACAGUCUCAUUGUCUCGUGGGUACACACAGAGUGCAGGAAAGUGUAACCUAGUAGAAAUUAUAUUAGUAGAUUGCAAUAUAUUGUCAUUGGUAUAUUUUUUGUUUUCUUUGUACUUUUCUUCAAAGUAAAGUUAAAAUCGUGUCUCAACCCGUAGACCUAAUCUCGUGCAUCUUCUCGUCUUGUGAACUGAGUGUCUCGUGACACCCCUAUUAGUAACCCUUACAAAUAUUCUUCUGGAUCAGUGCUUCUCAAACUAGAGUAGACUAGAGUGGUCAGUGUACAGCUGUACUGCAGCAUAUAGUUACUAGCUACUGAAUAUGGAUGUCUCCUCAACACCCAUUAUUAUAGAAAUAACUGGAAACACAAGUGAGUAACAAUACGUCUUGCAGCAGUCAAGCGUGGUGGUGGUAGUGUCCUGGUUUGGGGCUGCAGGAGUGCUGCCGGCACCGGGGAGCUGCGGUUCAAUGAGGGAAAACAUGAAUUCCACCACAUACUGUGACACUGUGAAGCACAGCAUGGUCCUCUCCCUUGGGAAACUACGCCGCAUGGCAGUUUUCCAACAGGAUAAGGAGUCCAAUCACCACCAAGUGCCUUGCUGAGGAAGCUGACGUUGAAGGUGGUGGAGUGAUGAACUGAGCACCUGUGGUGCAUCUUGAAUCGGAAGUAAAGGAGGUGGAGGAGCGCAAGGUGUCUAACAUCCACCAGCCACCAGUGAUGUCAUCGCGGAGGAGUGGAAGAUGAUUCCAGAAACAACCAGUGCAGUUCUGGUGAAUUCCAUGCUCAAGGCAGUGCUGGAAGAUAACAAUGGUACUCCCACUAAAUGUUUACACCAAUGACACAAUUUGGACAUGGUCACAGUGAGGAGUAGUCACUUGUGUUGCCAGCUGUUUAUAGAGGAUAAUGGCUGUGUUUUGACUAAAUCUAUAAUGCAAUAUAAGCUGUACACUAAUUAGUCAAAAGUUUGCUUCCUACAGUAUUGUCCCUUUGAGAUGCGAUAAUAAAACUGUUGCUGAAAUGUGAGGGGUGUACUCACUUGUGUCAGCAACUGUAUGAGUUUAUACCUUAUGAAUAAGAUUUGAUUGCACAGCAUCGAAACUUCUAGUUCACUUCUAGCUAUCAAGCGUAAACAUACAGUACAGUCAUCCCUCGCUAUGUAGCGGUUUGAAUAUCGCUCCCUCGCUAUAUUGUGGUUUUUCCAAAAAUAAUAAAUUAUCGCUGUUUUGUCGUUGACUAUGGCUUAUUGUUAGUAAAAAAAUAUUGAAGUUUUAUGUAAUUCGAAUCUCCGCUUGGGUAUCUCUGUGUGGAGUUUGUAUGUUCUCGUACGUGGGUUUUUUCCGGGUACUCCGGUUUCCUCACACAUUCCAAAAAACCUGCAUGUCAGGUUAAUUGGCGACUCCAAAUUGUCCAUAGGUAUGAAUGUGAGUGUGAAUGGUUGUUUGUCUAUAUGUGCCCUGCGAUUGGCUGGCGACCAGUCCAGGGUGUACCCCGCCUCUCACCCAAAGUCAGCUGGGAUAGGCUCCAACAUACCCCUGCAACUCUGAUGAGGAUAAGAGGCAUAGAAAAUGGAUGUAUGGAAGUUACAUGUAGUAUUUUGGUCACUAGGCAUCAGAAAUGUUAUGAGACUACAUUACCUUUCAUUCUGCAUGGAGACUAGCUACUGCGCCAGCAGAGCCGAGCCGACAUGCCAUGGCAGAGACAGACAUGCCAUGGCAGAGACAGACAUGCCAUGGCAGAGACUGACAUGCCAUGGCUGAGACUGAGUGGGAAAAAAAAGGUUCUCCUCUCAUUCCGUGUGGAAGUGGUACGUUUUUGGCUUCUUUGUCCUUCUUCCUCACUCUGAUUGAAACACUCUAAGUUUAGAGUAAGUAAAUUGGAGAGGCUGACUAGUUAGCUCAGCAGCUUAUUUCACUUAUCACGGUCGGAUCAGGAACCAAUUUACCACAAUAAACAAGGGGUUAUAUGUCACCACCCUUACCACAUAUCCAAACACAAUUGGUCUGCUUAUUUGUCCAACAAUUGAACUUGAACAGUUCAGCCGAGCAAUUAGGAGUUGACCUGGCCUAAAAUCCAAAGAAAAAUAUUGUCCAAAAGUUAAAGAGUUUUACUAUUAGCAACGGUUGCUUGUAUAACUUCUUUACACUUGCAUGACAAUGAACUAUGCUAAAAUGUUACUUAAAACACUAGCAGUUUGAGAGGCAGAAUUGAAAAACUAAAGUAACUCACAGAUCACAGGUGUUCCGAUACUUUUGUCCUUACAGUGUUUGAACCUUUCUUCUACCAACAGGUGUCAUGCUGGUUGUAACAUGCGUGACUUGUGCAAUCUCACAGAUAUUCCAUCUUGUGAUUUUUAGUAAAAAUAAAAAUCCUGUAGGACAAUUAUGGUCUUGCUGUACCAUGCAAGUUCAAUAAAGGCUGUGUUUUAGCUUUGUGCUGU
Messenger RNA from Dunckerocampus dactyliophorus (ringed pipefish), 5592 nucleotides. RefSeq names its product PILR alpha associated neural protein (gene pianp). Gene Ontology annotation, cellular component: membrane. The record is from RefSeq and is a predicted model, not a curated record. Lineage: Eukaryota; Metazoa; Chordata; Actinopteri; Syngnathiformes; Syngnathidae. Bases 1123 to 1632 code for a protein of 169 amino acids. The transcript has 4 exons. Gene Ontology annotation, biological process: regulation of immune response.